This is a messenger RNA of Mucor velutinosus, 789 nucleotides long. Its product is annotated as Kinesin-like protein kip2. The transcript has a single exon. The coding region runs from base 1 to 789 and encodes 262 amino acids. Gene Ontology annotation, cellular component: nucleus; cytosol. The record is from RefSeq and is a predicted model, not a curated record. NCBI's taxonomy places the organism in Eukaryota, Fungi, Mucoromycota, Mucoromycetes, Mucorales, Mucoraceae.
AUGACCCGAACUGAAUUAAACUUGGCUUUGCUCAUGAACGACACUCCUAUGCCAGAGGUCAAAAAACAUGUAGGCGAUUACUUGCAACAAUUCGAUACCGUCUUUAAAAAGGCAGCCGAUAACGAGCAUUUGGUGCUUCAUUGGGAGGCAUUUGACGUUGUCAACAAGCAGGAAUACCCAUCUAUGGAUGAUAUUGACAGUGGCAAAUACGACGCUAUUCUGCUGACCGGCUCCAAACACAAUGCGCAUGACAACGAACCUUGGAUCCUCAAAUUGGUGGAUUUCAUCAAGCAGGUGCAAACCAACCAUGUCGACAAGACCAAGAUUGUAGGCAUCUGCUUUGGCCAUCAAAUCAUCCUGCGUGCUGCAGGUGGUGUCACUGGUAAGAACGAGGCAGGUUGGGAAUUGGGCUGGACACAGCUCAAGCUGACAGAGGAAGGCAAAAAGUACCUCAAAACAGAGAAAGACCUGGUUCGCAUCAACCAAUUUCACCAAGACCAUGUCUCUGUGCUACCCAACGGCUACAGAUCACUCGCUUACACUGAAGGCAGCACGCCCAAUCACAUCACUGUAUCCAACAACCAGCAAUGCUUCACUAUCCAGGGCCAUCCCGAGUUCAGCAGAGAUACCAUGCGCACCAUGCUGACCGUGAGAAGAGACACUGGUGUACUCGACAAGGACGCGGCAAACAGAGCACUCGAUAUCCUAGCCAAUGCUCCACCAGAGAUGGAAGAUGUGUGGUUUGCAGAGAGAGCUUUAGAUUUUAUUUGCGAAAGAUUGCAUGAUUAG